AUGCCAGGUGUUCUGUCAGUAGCUUCGGGGGGUAUUCACGUUUGGUAUAUGCCUGCUUUGACCGAGAUCUUUGGAGAUGAUUUCGUACUACAAUUCGGUGGAGGAACUUUAGGACACCCUUGGGGAAAUGCACCGGGUGCCGUAGCUAAUCGAGUAGCUUUAGAAGCAUGUGUACAAGCUCGUAAUGAGGGACGUUACCUUACCCACGAGGGUAAUGAAAUUAUCUGCGAGGCUAGCAAAUGGAGUCCUGAACUAGCUGCUGCUUGUGAAGUAUGGAAGGCAAUCAAAUUUGAAUUCGACGCAGUGGAUAAAUUAGAUAAACCAACUUGA
Gossypium raimondii (Peruvian cotton) is the source of this 330-nucleotide messenger RNA. Its product is annotated as ribulose bisphosphate carboxylase large chain-like. Gene Ontology annotation, molecular function: ribulose-bisphosphate carboxylase activity; magnesium ion binding. The transcript has a single exon. The coding region runs from base 1 to 330 and encodes 109 amino acids. NCBI's taxonomy places the organism in Eukaryota, Viridiplantae, Streptophyta, Magnoliopsida, Malvales, Malvaceae. The record is from RefSeq and is a predicted model, not a curated record.